Rhea pennata is the source of this 2236-nucleotide messenger RNA. It is a transcript of the gene TMEM114, whose product is annotated as transmembrane protein 114. The transcript has 5 exons. Lineage: Eukaryota; Metazoa; Chordata; Aves; Rheiformes; Rheidae. Gene Ontology annotation, cellular component: apical plasma membrane. Bases 233 to 868 code for a protein of 211 amino acids. The record is from RefSeq and is a predicted model, not a curated record.
UGGGGCUGGUGGCGCGCGAGCGCUGAGGCGGGACCGUUGGGGCUGGUGGCGCGCGAGCGCUGAGGCGGGACCGUCGGGAUGUGACCGUUGGGGCUGGUGGCGCGCGAGCGCUGAGGCGGGACCGUCGGGGCGCGUUAGGGCGAGGCGCCUCUCCCGGGCGAAGCGGCGCGGUGCCGGGUUGCCGGGGCAGCGGCCCCGCAAGCGCAGGCGGCAGGGGGCCGCGGGCGGCAGUAUGAAGGUUAACUUAAGCGUCCUCUCCUUAUUCGUUGCCCUGGUCGGAAUUUCAAGCUUCAUCUUCCUCGUGGUGGCCAUUGGGACGGACUUUUGGUACAUCAUCGAUGCCUCGAAACUGGAGAAGUCCCUCAACGGCACGGACGCGCUGAGCUCGCACUCGGGACUCUGGCGGACCUGCCGGCUUAGGAGCAAAUGUUACCCUUUGAUAAACCCUUUCUGGCAUGAGAGUGUAAACAUCACUGCUUCACACAGACAGCUUUUAUACAUGCACGGGACAUUUGUCAUCCUGAUGCCCCUCAGCCUGAUAUUGAUGAUUUUUGGAGGAAUGACUGGAUUCAUCAGUAUUCUUGCCAGGGCCUACCUACUGCUUCUAAUGACAGGACUACUUUUUCUUUUUGGAGCUCUUGUUACACUUACUGGGAUCAGCGUCUAUAUUGCAUAUUCAGCUGCUGCCUUCAAAGAAGCAGUUUGCCUUCUGAGAAGUAAGGAUCUCUUGGUACAAAUCGACAUCAGGUUUGGCUGGUCUUUGGCACUAGUGUGGAUCUCCUUUGUUGCAGAAGUGCUCACCGGGGCUGUGUUUCUUCUGGCAGCAAGAGUUGUGGGCCUGAAACAGCGACAUGAACAGGCAUUGUGAACAACAGAUCUAUUCUACAGUUAAUGUGAUGCUUUUGAAGUGCCUGUGUCACGUGUGGUAGGUAUUUAUUAGACAUGUACGCAGCUACAAUAAAAAAUACUCAGGUGAUCAGAAAGAUUGCAAAGAGCCAAGGAAUUUAUCAUUGAAUUUGAGUAAUUCUCAUUUCUAUGGCUUUCCUAAAUUUCUCAUUCCAUCUUUCUGCAAUAUCUGGCACAAUAGUGAUAAAGAGUAUUUCCUGCCCUUGUAGAUUUGUAUAACCCUUGAAUUUCUCUUAGAUCCCUUCAGAUUACCAUACCCCCCCAAAAAAAUUGUCAACUAAGAAGAGUUAUACUAGAAAGGGAAAAUAUUCUGGAAAGGACUUCCUCUGAUUUGGUACAAGUGACUUUAUCAAUUUCUUAAUCAUACUGAAACUGAUGGUUAUUUAAUACCCAAUUCUUUGCUAUAUUUUCCCCAAAAUGCAUUACUGAUAUGAGGAAACUGACUAUUCCCCUUACCUUCUUGUGAAUUAUAAGCUUAUAGGUAAUUGGCCAAAUUUAAAGUGAAAAAAAAUAGACAUUAUUAUAUUGAGUAGAGCAGAGUUUGUUUGAACUGAUAGAUUGCACAGAGAUACUGGCCAAUACUACGCACUAAUUGAGAGGCUACUUACUUUGAGGGAUGGCAGAGGAGAAUAGGAGAGAUCAAAGGAAUCGUUGGGGUCUAGAAAACUUCAGAUGUACAAGACAUUCAGUUGAGAUGCUGAUGAAUGUAAUACAGAGAUAUACAACCAGAAGAAGUCAGUGUGGAUCUGUGCUGUACCUGGGCUGGCUCCUGUAGUGCAGCUUGGAUGUCUCUGCAUCCCAUUCCCCAAUGAGCAAGGAAAAGUCUUCCCUUAUUGAUCAGAGGUCUGUGCGUUUGUUGAUCACUGAUCCAAAGCCAAUAUACCUGACUGAUAGAAGCUGUCUCUAGCUGAUUCUAUGAAGACACAUUUGAUUUACAAUUUCCUCCUUCCGAAGAGCAAAGAUUGGCGAGUUGAAGACAAACAGGACUUGUUGUGUCCAUGCCUUGCUGGUCAGCAGCUAGAAUCUGCCGAGAACUGCUCCACUGAGAUGCCCGCAGCACAGGCAUGCCAUGCCUUUCCACUUCCUCAGGUAUGGGCUCACAUACCCUUCCUACAGCUGUGAAGAAAGCUUAUUACUUUCUGUCAAAGUUGACUGAAGCUGUUAAGGACAACUAGAACUUACCCAUGAGAUCCCAAAGACUUAGAUUUUCCAAAGCUUUAUUUGCACCUUGGGGAUCUAUAAUAAUCUUGGCCUCCAAAUAAUCUUGUUUUGUGUUGUUCUGCAAAUGAAAUCCGAUGGUCUUAACUAAUUAAAACUGUGCAAAUCUAAA